CGGUCCAUGUUGCAUGAGACGAGGAUUGUGCUUGAAAUGUGUUGAAAUAAAUUUUGGCUUUCUCAUAGAUAGGAUCAUACGUUAUCGAGACUUGUAACUGGUAAGAGAGGACUGUCAGCAUCAUGAGCAGUGCAGUGCCAGACAACAUGAACUUCCCCAAGGAGGAAGAGGUCGUUCUUGAACUGUGGAAGAAGUUGGAUGCAUUUCAGACAACAUUGAAGCAGUCGAAAAACAGGCCACGGUACAUGUUUUAUGAUGGGCCUCCCUUUGCCACAGGCUUGCCACAUUAUGGUCAUAUCUUAGCAGGAACCAUAAAGGACAUAGUUACGAGGUGGGCUCACCAGUCAGGUUACCAUGUUGACAGGAGAUUUGGUUGGGAUUGCCAUGGGUUACCAGUGGAGUAUGAGAUAGACAAGACCCUGGGGAUCAAGGGCCCUGAAGAUGUGGCGAAGAUGGGGAUUGCUGCCUACAAUGCGGAGUGCAGGAAAAUUGUGAUGAGGUAUUCCAAAGAAUGGGAGGAAAAUGUCACCAGACUAGGACGAUGGAUUGACUUCCGUAACGACUACAAGACGAUGUACCCCUGGUUCAUGGAGUCCAUAUGGUGGGUGUUCAAGCAGCUCUUUGAGAACGGGAUGGUUUACAGAGGGGUCAAGGUCAUGCCUUUCUCCACCUCCUGUAACACACCGCUGUCAAACUUUGAGGCUGGGCAGAACUAUAAGGACGUCACUGAUCCUGCUGUGAUCAUCUCGUUCCCCCUGGAUGAAGACCCCAGUGUCAGUAUGAUAGGUUGGACCACCACCCCCUGGACACUGCCCAGUAACCUGUCCCUGUGUGUCAACCCAGAGCUGGACUAUGUCAAGGUCAAAGACAAUGAGACUGACAAGGUUUAUAUUAUGAUGGAGGCCAGACUGGAUGCUCUCUUCAAGACACCUCAAGAGUACACCAUUCUGGACAAAUUUAAAGGCAUCACUCUUAAGGGGAAGAAAUAUGAACCGCUGUUCCCCUAUUAUAAGGAGAGAAAAGCAAGAAGAGCCUUCCAGGUCUUGUGUGAUGGCUACGUAACCACAGAGAGCGGCACAGGGGUGGUCCACCAGGCACCUUACUUUGGAGAGGAUGAUUACCGAGUAUGCCUGGCAGCUGGGGUGAUAUCGCGAGAUGAUGAUCUUAUAUGUGCAGUAGACGCCAGUGGCAGGUUUACUCUCCCUGUCACAGACUUCAAUGGCCAGUAUGUAAAGGAUGCAGACAAAAAUAUAAUCCGUUGGCUAAAAGAACAUGGCCGCCUUGUCCAUCAGGGGCAAAUCAAGCAUAGUUAUCCAUUUUGUUGGAGGUCAGAGACCCCCCUGGUGUACAAGGCAGUCCCCAGUUGGUUUGUGAGAGUCCAGAGCAUAUCAGAGAAACUGCUCAAAUGUAAUGAAGACACUUACUGGGUUCCAGAGUUCGUCAAAGAGAAGAGAUUCGCCAAUUGGUUGCGAGAUGCACGUGAUUGGGCGAUCUCCAGGAACCGUUACUGGGGCACACCUAUCCCACUGUGGAUCAGUGACGACGGGGAGGAGGUUGUGUGUGUUGGUUCUAUAGAAGAGCUGACCAAGCUUACUGGGGUGGAGUUGAAAGAUUUACACAGGGAACAUGUGGACCCCCUUACCAUCCCAUCUCGCCGAGGCAAGGGCGUACUGCGCAGAGUUACAGAGGUGUUUGACUGUUGGUUUGAGAGUGGAAGCAUGCCCUAUGCACAGCAGCAUUAUCCUUUUGAGAAGAAAAAGGAAUUUGAGGACUGUUUCCCAGCUGAUUUUAUUGCUGAGGGGAUAGAUCAGACCAGAGGAUGGUUCUACACUCUCCUAGUGCUGAGCACAUCUCUGUUUGGAAAGCCACCUUUCAAGAACCUGAUUGCCAAUGGGCUUGUCUUGGCUGCAGAUGGCCAGAAGAUGAGUAAGAGUAAGAAGAACUAUCCAGACCCCAUGCUGGUGGUCAACAAAUAUGGAGCAGAUGCACUGAGAUUGUAUCUGAUCAACUCACCAGUGGUGAGGGCAGAAAGCCUGCGCUUUAAGGAGGAGGGCGUCCGUGACAUUUUGAAAGAUGUUUUCCUCCCAUGGUUUAAUGCCUACAGGUUCUUAAUGCAGAACGCUGAGAGAUUGGAGAGGGAAGAAGGUGUUCAGUUCCUGUAUAAUGAGAACAAGGUAGAGCUGUCCACAAACUACAUGGAUCACUGGAUUCUCUCCUUCACUCAGUCACUUAUUAAAUAUGUGAGGGAUGAAAUGGCAGCCUAUCAUCUGUAUACUGUUGUCCCAAAGCUGGUGAAGUUUGUGGAACAGCUGACCAACUGGUAUGUCAGGAUGAACAGGAAGAGGCUGAAGGGAGACACAGGACUUCAGGACUGUCACAAGGCCAUAGAGACAUUGUUUGGAGUGUUAUAUGCCAUGGUGAAAGUCAUGGCCCCCUUCAUCCCGUUCCUGACCGAGCACAUGUACCAGAGUCUGAAGAAGCUGAUAGACCCAGAGGCAGUACAGGGCACGGAUACUGACAGUGUCCAUUACCUUAUGUUACCUGUAGCCAGAGAGUCUCUGAUAGACACUAAGGUAGAAACGGCUGUUCAGAGGAUGCAGACAGUGAUAGAGCUUGGCCGCAUCAUCAGAGACAGAAAGACACUGCCUCUUAAGUACCCGCUGAAGGAGGUGGUGGUCAUUCACAAAGAUGACCACGUGUUAGAGGACGUGAGGUCACUCAAGCAGUACAUUCUGGAGGAACUCAAUGUGAAAGAAGUCACAACCACCACAGACAAAGAAAAAUAUGGUGUCCACCUCAGGGCCGAGCCAGACCACAAGACUCUGGGAGCUCGCCUGAAGGGGGCAUUCAAAUCUGUCACCAAGAGCAUCAAGGAACUGACUGAUGCCCAGUUGCAGCAAUUUUUGAAGAUGGGCGAGAUAGUUGUAGAUGGACAUACUCUGGCACAUGAAGAAUUGCGUAUCAUGUACACAUUUGAUGCAGAGAAAGAUGGCACCCCGAGUCACUACGAGGCACACUCAGAUAAUGAUAUCCUGGUUCUGCUGGACAUCAGUCCUGACCAGUCCAUGCUGGACGAAGGAAUAGCCAGGGAGGUCUGCAACCGCAUCCAGAAACUGAGGAAAAAGGCCAAGCUGGUGCCAGCAGACGACAUCACAGUGUACUACAAUGCAACCCCAGCACUUGAAGACAUCAUCAAGAACUUUACGGAAUUUUUAGUCAGCACGCUGAAGAAACCCCUGUUGCCUUACCCCGUCAUGGAGAAUGCUCAGUUGAUAAUACAGGAGACAACGCAGGUGAAGAAUGACACACUGAAGAAUGAAACCCUUGAAAUCUCCAUUGUGAAAGGCAGCUCAGCAGGGGAUGAAAGUGUACUGAGCAAUGGUCCUGCCUGCAGCUAUGUGGACAUCGUUCUCAGUGACCAUGGCAACAAGCAAGCUACAGUUCUGCUAGAAAACCCAAGGGGGCACCACCAGCUAACAACAGAGGAGCUCAAAGAUAGGGUUGGAAUCAUAUACGGUGUUCAAGGAAAACAUGUCUCAUUAUUUCAAGCAAGUAGUGGCAAAGAGGUGGCACGUGGUACAGAUCUGACGACCUUGACCUCCUUGACCUUGAGUGCCUCGUUGUCUGGGAAACCAGGUCAAAUUGAUAACACCCUGGUCAGCAAUGGGUCUGGGCCAGCAUGUCGUUAUGUCAAUGUCCAGCUGGUCAGCCUGGAGCCCAGAGGAGGGGUGACCUGUAAAGUAGGAACUGUACUGCUGGAAAACCCACCAAAGGAAUACCCUCUGGACACUGCAGGCCUUCUGCACCAGGUCCAGGUUCUGUUUGGACUGCAAGGGAAAAAGUUGACAUUUUACUGCACAAAGGACAAGCAGGAUCCAGUAACAGAGAUGUCAAAUCUUGCUUCUCUACAUUCAAAAACUUUAUAUGUAUUUGGAUGAAAUAAACAGGAAUGACACCGUGAAUGACAUAUGUAGAAUGUUUGCCACUUUUGUGAUGAAUAAGAAACACUACCUGCACACCAACACUAGAUUUUUUUUCAUUUUAGGUAAAAAAACAAAAUGAGAAAUCAAUGUCAAACGACGCAAAUUUGUGAAAAAAUGUUUAAGUUUGUGUUAUUAUUCAGCAUACCCACCAAAAAAGUAGGUAGGGGGCUCAAUCAUGAAAUCACAAAUGGACAAUUUGAUAUGCUGAUGGGAAUCAUACAUGCCAAAUAUAAGUUACCAAAUGACAAUUGCAGGUGUUGACAGGAAAAAGUGUGAAGAUCUGAGUAAUGAUACGAUGUUCUGUUGAAACUAAUGAAAUUGUGAAGCCACUGUAAGAAAUGAUGUCAAAAUAAACUAUGAGAAACCUUGAAACAUUUGAAAGCGAUCUUUUUAGCUGUUGGGUUUACUCAAUUGUAAUAUUUUACAACAAUUAUGUCUCAAGUGGACGGCGGAAUGAUUAACAGUUUCGUUAAUUUAAUUCAUCUUCCUGUCGCCAUGAAUUCUACACUAACUGCGGUGUUGUUACUGGGGAU
Molecule: messenger RNA, 4516 nt
Organism: Lingula anatina
Lineage: Eukaryota; Metazoa; Brachiopoda; Lingulata; Lingulida; Lingulidae
Product: isoleucine--tRNA ligase, cytoplasmic
Biological process (GO): isoleucyl-tRNA aminoacylation
Molecular function (GO): ATP binding; tRNA binding; aminoacyl-tRNA deacylase activity
Source: RefSeq, a predicted model, not a curated record